This is a messenger RNA of Medioppia subpectinata, 480 nucleotides long. Lineage: Eukaryota; Metazoa; Arthropoda; Arachnida; Sarcoptiformes; Oppiidae. The record is from the annotation of a GenBank genome assembly.
AUGAGGCAACCAAAUCACCACGUAUUAAAAGACCCGGAUAACGGUGUGGCCGAUUUAAUAUUUACGGCCGAAACUGUAGACAAGUGGCCACUAGUGAUCUCUACCAAGUUCAACGUGCCGUACCUAUUAUAUAAAAAGCAUUAUGGAAAGAAAAUCUAUGGUGAAAUAUAUUCAGUUGAUAAUAAAAUGAGAAAUAAUAUGGACAAGUUUGAAAGUCAUCCAGAAUUUUACACUCGGACAAAAGUGCAAGUUCAGUUGGAUGAUAAUAAUGACACAGUAAUAGACGUGUGGGCCUAUUUCAUCAUGGACUUUAAGCCCCAGUUGUUGGACCUAGAAACUUACGAUGAUUACAAUAGUUAUGGCAGCCAUGGCCUACAAUAUGUGAAAGGUUGCGAGCAAGAUGAUUUUCGCGAUGAGUUAUUAAGAAUUGUGCUGACUAUUAAAGUGACCAAUAGGAAAAGGCCAAUUGAGAUUAACUAA